GUUACAGAACUCAGCGUGUGGAUAUAUUGACUAAAUAUGGACGCUUUAAUGACGCUAUUCAGGAACUAAAAAAGAUCCAAAAAGGCGGUGGAAAAGCAGGAAGUGACGAAGAAAUUUUGCCAAAGAUUCGGAAAUUGAAAAAACUAAAGGCCUCGGCAAUUGAAGCUGAAGAAUUUUUUCAGCAUGAUGAAGAUUACCAAGGUGCACUUAAAUUACUGGACCCAUUGAUUGUGGCUUCUCCGUGGAACUCUGAAUUUAGAAUUAUGCGUGUUGAGGCCUUGAUCAAGGAAGGCGAAUUGCACGAGGCACUUUUACAUCUGCAGCAGCUGACUAACUUCAUUAACAACAACGAGCACGGAUUUCUGAAGCUGAGUCUGUUGUAUUAUCAGAUGGGAGAUACUGAAUCUAGCUUAGCUAAAAUAAGAGAAUGCCUCAAGUUAGACCAGGACCACAAACAGUGCUUCGCACAAUAUAAAAAAGUAAAGAAAUUAACCAAACUACUGAACGAAGCUCAGCUACACAUCAAAGAAAAAAAAUUUGCCGACUGCAUUCAGAAAUUAAAGUCAGCCUUGGAAACAGAACGCGCUGUGAAGGCAUUCAGACUAAAAAUAAUGCCUGAUAUGUGCAAAUGUCUGUCAAGAACCAACGAUUCAAAGGAUGCGAUUAAAUUCUGCAGUGAGGCUCUAAAAAUCACACCGGAUGACGAAGACGUGCUAAUUGACAGAGCCGAAGCGUACAUAGUUGAAGAGGAGUUUGAAAAUGCUAUUAAAGAUUACGAGACGGCAAUCAAGAAUAACGAGGGAUCCAGGAGACUGAAAGAUGGUCUUACGAGGGCGAAAAAUCUGUUCGAGCGGUGGAAGAAGAGAAGCUACUAUGAGAUACUGGGAGUGAAGACGACAGCCACAACGCAACA
This is a messenger RNA of Symsagittifera roscoffensis, 913 nucleotides long. RefSeq names its product dnaJ homolog subfamily C member 3-like. Gene Ontology annotation, biological process: protein folding in endoplasmic reticulum. Lineage: Eukaryota; Metazoa; Xenacoelomorpha; Acoela; Convolutidae. The record is from RefSeq and is a predicted model, not a curated record. Gene Ontology annotation, molecular function: misfolded protein binding; protein-folding chaperone binding. Gene Ontology annotation, cellular component: endoplasmic reticulum.